This is a messenger RNA of Scylla paramamosain (green mud crab), 1241 nucleotides long. RefSeq names its product GPN-loop GTPase 2-like. Lineage: Eukaryota; Metazoa; Arthropoda; Malacostraca; Decapoda; Portunidae. Gene Ontology annotation, molecular function: GTPase activity. The transcript has 7 exons. The record is from RefSeq and is a predicted model, not a curated record. Gene Ontology annotation, cellular component: cytoplasm. The coding region runs from base 180 to 1139 and encodes 319 amino acids.
GUGUCUCCUUGGAGUGGACUCAGAGGAGACAGAACAGUCCAUCCGAUUGUUGGCAGAGAAACUGGAUACACCUCUGCCAUUGCUGAUAUCCCUCACCUUACCUGUCCUUGACCGCUCAACAACUGUUCAGGUUGCAGAAGCUUUGUUGGAGAAAAGGUGUUGGUAACCAGCACAGCAAAAUGGAGACUCGAUUUGGUCAAGUAGUACUUGGACCUCCAGGCAGUGGGAAGACCACCUACUGUAAGGCAAUGGCCAGGAUGCUACAAGGUCUGGGCCGCAAGGUAGCUGUCAUAAAUCUGGAUCCAGCAAAUGAUGCAGUGCCAUAUGAGGCAGCAGCAGACAUCCAGGAGCUGGUGCAAGUGGAGGAGGUGAUGGCCAUGCAGGGUGUGGGGCCCAAUGGAGCACUGGUGUUCUGCAUGGAACUCUUGGAAGCCAAUAUGUCUUGGCUAAUCAACAAGCUUAAACAGUUUCCCAAACACUACUUGAUAUUUGAUUUCCCAGGACAGGCUGAGCUGUACUCUCACCACACAAUGGUUCGCAGUAUUCUGUCUGCCUUAGAGAAAGAGGGAGCACGUCUUUGUGCAGUGUACUUAGUAGACUCCCAUUAUGCUAAUGAUCCAGGAAAAUAUAUUUCUGCUGUCAUGCUGACAUUAAAUAGUAUGCUAAUGAUGGAGCUGCCAACUGUUAACAUACUAUCAAAGGUGGAUGCAGUAGAGAAAUAUGGCAGUCUGGAUAUGGGUCUGGAUUUCUACACUGAAGUCAUGGACCUGGACUAUUUAUUAGACUACUUGGGGGAUGCUCCGGGUACCAGGAAGUACCAUAAGCUCAACAAGGCCAUGGCAGAAGUGGUGACUGACUAUUCAUUGGUUUCUUUUUUGCCUGUUAGUGUGGAAAGCCAUUCCACACUUCUUAGUGCAAUGAAGGCAAUUGACAAGGCCAAUGGGUACAUAUAUGGCACAGGAGAGGAGCGCAACAUCCAGCGCCUCCUGUCAUGUGCUGUGGGGGCCGAAUGGGAACACGAGCGCAUUGGAGUACCUCGGGACACUUUCAUGAGAGAUGAGGAAAAGGAGGAGGAGGAAAAUGAAGACAAUUUUGAAUCAGUGCUGGAAAUGCUAGCAAGACAAAAUCAAAAGCCUUAACAUAAUGUCAAGGUUCUGUAGCAUUAUGACACACAAAGAAACAGCAGCCUUUUGAAGAAAAUGACUUUUGUCUUAAACCAGUUCAAUAAAUUAUUCAUUAUA